CACGGCAGUCGCGGACCGAUUCCCGCAUGUGUGUUGCUUCUUUUCCUGGUUUUCGCUUCUUUAUUAUUAUAUUUUUUUCCCGUGGUGGUUGGUGUUUGUGAUCGUAGUGCGGCGGUCGACAGCUUCGUGUGGCGUGGAUUUUCGCAAAGUGUCUUGCGUGUGUUCGCCUGCUUCGCUUUCAAGAUGUGUACUCAGUGAUACGGGUGUAGGAAAUCUGCCUCGCAGUCGCCAACGCACCGAGCGAGGACCGACGGUUCCCAUUUGCUUCCAAGGUGCAGCAGGAGUAUUUGAUUCAACUGCUUUCGACCCCCGAGUUGAAAUGGCAGAUUCGGAUCCGUCGAUCGACACACCUCCAGCUGGCAACGGAGUUGUGAACAGCGGCAUUCCAUCAUCUACAGACGCGUUGGAGGAAACGUGCCCUCGUGCCGACAACAAAAGUGAAGUCAGAACAACGGUUCCUCAAAUACCGAGGGAGAACCUUGUCGCCACUGCCGUGAACUUCCUUGAGAACCCGCGCGUUCAAGGCAGUCCGCUUUCGCAGAAACGAGCCUUCUUGCUCAAAAAAGGUUUGACUGCCGAGGAAAUCGAUGAGGCCAUAGAAAGAGCAAGGAUUGGGAAAACAGAUACUGUAGCCCAGCAUGGACUGGUGCCCUACCCUACAUUGCCACCCCAGCUACCACCGCCUCCCCCGCCUCAUUUGUUACAGCCAGAAUACUCAAUCUGGUCCCACCUGAGCCACGUAUCUUCUUCAAUCGUGAUAAUCGGGGUUGCCUCCUAUGGCGCUUACUACGUGUACAAGAGGUAUAUAGAGCCAUACCUGAGAGGCUGGGAUGGUCCAAGAUCCAAACCGGACCGGCUUUCUCAAGUCCAGGAACAAAUCAGUGCCCUCACGGAAGCCAUCCAGCAACUGAGGGAGGCAGUUGCAUCUCUCGAGUCGGCGGUUGCUGAAGACAGGAGGCUCCGUAAGCCAGCUGAGGCCCUGGACUCUGCGAAACAGGAUCGUACCAUCUCGGAGCUCAAAUCUGAGGUCUCGUCAGUCAAGGCUUUGCUGCUGAGCAGGAAUCAAUUCCUGAGAGCGCCAAAACUGACUCCCUCUGCGCCUAGCAUUCCCACCUGGCAACUCUCCAGCAACAGUGCUGAGAAGGCAGAAGAAAAUGGUACUGUUUUUGAGUCCAGUGAACCGGAAGAGAGCGAGGAGCAAAGUUCAAAAAGUGCAGAGGAACCCAUGGAAUCAAGAAAAGAAGAGUUGCUCCACAAUAGGCCAACAGGCUUGGCUUGAUGAUAAUGUUUUAACACUAUACAAUGGAAGUAUGUGCAUCUGGCUAUGCAUUCCAAUACAGAAAUCGUUUAUUGACGAGUUUCAAUCAAUAUACACCAUACAGGUUGAUUGGACGCUGAGAUGUGCACCGUGUCUUGGCAAUGAAUAAAACUGGCAGCACGUUUUGACA
Rhipicephalus microplus (southern cattle tick) is the source of this 1448-nucleotide messenger RNA. RefSeq names its product peroxisomal biogenesis factor 14 (gene Pex14). Gene Ontology annotation, molecular function: signaling receptor binding. NCBI's taxonomy places the organism in Eukaryota, Metazoa, Arthropoda, Arachnida, Ixodida, Ixodidae. The record is from RefSeq and is a predicted model, not a curated record. Gene Ontology annotation, cellular component: peroxisomal importomer complex; peroxisomal membrane. Gene Ontology annotation, biological process: protein import into peroxisome matrix, docking.